Messenger RNA from Prorocentrum cordatum, 275 nucleotides. NCBI's taxonomy places the organism in Eukaryota, Dinophyceae, Prorocentrales, Prorocentraceae. The record is from the annotation of a GenBank genome assembly.
UUGCUGCUCUUCCUCAACGGCGAUUGGCGCCUGGACACGAUCAUGCACCACUGUGACGCUACCAGGUGCAGCUGCAGCUCUGAGGAUGACGCUCGCGCCAAGAUCUUCGGCGCGUUGCUUGAGGCUGGGGCAGUGCUCGGGAGCGACGUCGGCCCGCCCUCGGUAAACCGCUGGGGAACUGCAACGACCGCGGCUGGGCAGAUCGCCCUGUUCAUCAUGUGCCACAGGGUGCUUCCGCAGUGCGCAGAGAUCGCGCUGAGAGACCUCUCGAGAGA